AUGCCCGCGGCCCAUGAGGACCCGGAGGCGCCCAUCAUAGCAAGCCCUAAAGAGGUCCCCGCAACAAUAGGUCCGCGGCAAGUCACUCUCAGAGACCGCGUUACGCUUGCAACACUGGUGCCCUUCUCGUCUGCAGACGAGGUGCCUCGCUCUCUGCUGGGCUACCUCACCGACCAGCUGAACCGGGAGAUUGAAAAGGGCGACACCUACCCUAUGAUUGAUCCCAUCGCGCUGGAUCGAUUUGGCCCGUAUUGGUUUGCAAACUUUGGCGCGGUGAUGCUGCUAGGUGACAUCAAAACCGUACAGGAUGUUCAGGCCAUGGAGCAAAACCGGACCGACUGGACAAGGACAUGUCUCGGUAGUUUCAAUAUCAGACCCAACUACCCUGGUCGUAGCAGUCAUGUCUGCAACGGCACCUUUUUGGUCACGGAUGCAUCACGUAACAAAGGCGUAGGAAGGCUGAUGGGUGAGGGCUACCUGGAAUGGGCCCCGAAGUUGGGCUAUACCUAUUCGGUUUUCAACCUGGUGUAUGAGAACAACGUGGCCUCGUGUCGCAUUUGGGACUCACUAGGUUUCAAGCGGAUAGGCAAGGUGCCUGGCUGUGGCAGUCUUCGAUCUUACCCAGAUCAAUUGGUUGAUGGCAUCAUAUAUGGCCGAGAUCUGAGUCUCGAAGGCGAAGACUCAGUUACCCAAGAACGGUUCGACAAAAUUCGGUAUUAUUUGAAGCAUUCCAAAUACCCACGAGGAGCUGAUCGAGCCGAAAAAAGCCGCCUCAGAAGUGCUGCCACGCACUACAAGCUUAUUGGAGGAGAUGAUGGCGAGCCGGAGAGAUUGAUGUUAAAGGAUAAAGAGGUCGUCUCGGAUCCUCAGCAGCAGUAUGAGAUCGCCCGCCAGGUGCACGUCCAGCAGCAUGGUGGCAUCAAUAAGACGACGGCAACAAUUGCUGUAAAGUAUCAUUGGGUCCGCAUCAAGGAGACUGUCAGCCGCGUUAUUCGAGACUGUCCCCAGUGUAAAGAGACUGCCAAAGCCCCAGUUGUGAAUGGCAACAACAGGAAUACAGAGCUGCCCGCUACCAAACCAAGCAGCGAUCUCAGCAUCACGACUCCAAACGGCGCCAUCACGCCGACCGAAUUGAUGACGGAUGCCGCCAGUGCGCAUUCGAAUCCUUUUGCUCAGACACAUCCGUCUGAGGUGGAACCGCCCGACGACUGCAUGACCGACUAUUCCCACCUACCACUUGAUCCUCAAAUUAUUGACAUGAAUCCUCACCUCCCACGCUUCCAACACCACCAAAGCAUCACAGACCCUUAUGAACACCAGACGCAUGAGUUGCCGCAUGUAGCAUUUGAAGAUGAGUUACGAGCGCACGGCCACAACGAUUACCAAGCAAUGGUGAACGACGAGUCGGACUCGGAGGCUCUUCAGCGCGACGCCUUGGGUCUGGUCAACACGCAGUUGACUGAUUCCCAGCAUGAGCAAGAAAUGCUGUCACGAUACGUGGAUAGGUCUGAUGACGAACUGGAUUUUACUUAG
This is a messenger RNA of Talaromyces rugulosus, 1533 nucleotides long. RefSeq lists its product as uncharacterized. The coding region runs from base 1 to 1533 and encodes 510 amino acids. Gene Ontology annotation, molecular function: acyltransferase activity, transferring groups other than amino-acyl groups. The transcript has 2 exons. The record is from RefSeq and is a predicted model, not a curated record. Lineage: Eukaryota; Fungi; Ascomycota; Eurotiomycetes; Eurotiales; Trichocomaceae.